Molecule: messenger RNA, 755 nt
Organism: Anneissia japonica
Lineage: Eukaryota; Metazoa; Echinodermata; Crinoidea; Comatulida; Comatulidae
Exons: 4
Coding region: 39-623 (194 amino acids)
Source: RefSeq, a predicted model, not a curated record
CGCGAGUCGAGAAAAAAUGGAUUCUUGCGUGAGAGAAGAUGAAGACGAUGGUCAGUCAAUCAACAGAAUUGACAAGAUGCACUGUCUGCAACGAAGAUGCAGAGCCAUUGACAUGCGAAGCGUACCUAAAGUUUAUGGCAUUUCUUCCUCCAAAUUAUAAAUACUGCUUGUGUAAUUACACUGUACAAAACGGCAACAUCUCUUGUAUAUCACUAAGACUGCCUAUAUCAACUGAAGAAGGGGCACGAACUUGGUUCAGUCAGUUCCAAGAGAAGUCAUUGACAACCAUGAGAGUUGAUCGCACACAUCCACUAUCUGGUCGUAAAAAUGUCUUUAAGAUAUCAUAUAGAUGCCAGCAUCUAACUCGGAGUAAGGCCACUGCUAAUGAAAAAUUUGCUACAAAAAAUACAAAUUGCAGGGCAUCUGCUUUAAUUACAGUAAAGAGAACUGUAAAAUAUUCACGAAGUACAGAUAGGCACGACAAAGAAUACGCAAUGGUUGUCAAGAUGAACUUUGAUCAUAAUCAUGUACUUGAAUCGGCUGAUGCUCUUCGUUAUCGGGAUGUUGCACACAGUACAGUCCAGAAAUUUAUCCAGCUCUUUAUUGCCUUCUGUCCUGCCUAAGAAAACACGAAGACCAGCUCCACAUAACAUGAAAGUGUGUGUUGCAAAAAACACUGGUUUAGGAAAGACACAUGGCAAGAAGUAAACUCUAUAAUGAUGAUCAAAUUUACAUCAAAACGCGUUAUAUUUUUU